GGUGAGUGAGAACAUAAGACAGAAAGGCACGGACGGAGAACAAGAGUAGCAAGGGACCAGAGGAGAAGAGAGAGAGAGAGAGACAGAGCAGGACAAUCCAGAGCUCAAAAUGCCUCCCAACUUCGCCGGCACCUGGAAAAUGAAGAGCAGUGAGAAUUUCGACGAACUUCUGAAAGCUCUCGGUGUGAACGCUAUGCUCCGGAAAGUGGCCGGCGCCGCUGCGGCCAAACCUCACGUGGAGAUCCGACAGGACGCAGAGCAGUUCUACAUUAAGACCUCCACCUCGGUACGCACCACUGAAAUCAACUUCCGCAUCGGGGAGGAGUUUGACGAGGAGACGGUGGACGGCAGGAAAUGUAAGAGUUUGGCCACGUGGGAGACAGAGAAUAAAAUCUACUGCAAACAGACGCUGGUGGAUCAAGACGGACCCGUUACAUACUGGAGUAGAGAGCUGCGUGGAGACGAACUGAUCCUGAUCUUUGGAGCGGACGAUGUGGUUUGCACGAGGAUUUACAUGCGAGAAUGAGGCGGAGACGGCGAUCGCGAAAAAACGCAACCAAACAGCCCUGCGCCCCGAGAAACCUUCUGUCUAGAAAAAAAACCCAGAACCCUUCAUUGCAUGUCAGGCCCGUGAACAUGCAUCCGUGCAGUGCAUUGUGGGAUUUUCUUUCUUGUCAUUCUGUUUGUUUCUCUCUCUUUGUCCGUUUCUGACACAGAUGUGUGUAUAGCAAACAAAAAAAAAAAAACGAAUAAAAAUGGAAGCGAACUUC
Puntigrus tetrazona (Sumatra barb) is the source of this 770-nucleotide messenger RNA. It is a transcript of the gene crabp1a, whose product is annotated as cellular retinoic acid binding protein 1a. Gene Ontology annotation, molecular function: fatty acid binding. The record is from RefSeq and is a predicted model, not a curated record. The transcript has 4 exons. Gene Ontology annotation, cellular component: cytosol; nucleus. Gene Ontology annotation, biological process: fatty acid transport. Bases 110 to 526 code for a protein of 138 amino acids. NCBI's taxonomy places the organism in Eukaryota, Metazoa, Chordata, Actinopteri, Cypriniformes, Cyprinidae.